This is a messenger RNA of Alternaria ethzedia, 939 nucleotides long. RefSeq lists its product as uncharacterized. The coding region runs from base 1 to 939 and encodes 312 amino acids. The record is from RefSeq and is a predicted model, not a curated record. Lineage: Eukaryota; Fungi; Ascomycota; Dothideomycetes; Pleosporales; Pleosporaceae. Gene Ontology annotation, cellular component: membrane. The transcript has 3 exons.
AUGGCUGUAGAUAAUGGUUUGCUAUCACGUAGCGACACCGAGAACACUGUGCGCGACACUACACACACAAGCCAAAUCACAAUCUCCGACAAGAUGAGAUUGCUUGAAGACGCGCGAAGACUCGCCGACACCUACGGACCAGAGGCGGCGCGACAUGUAGCAUCUGCUGCAGACAAGGCAUGGACACACGGUAGCGCUUUCGGUCAAGAAGUAGCAAAACGUGCUGGUCCAGCCGCCGCAGACGCGAGAACUCAUCUGGGCAGGCUCAGUAAGGAAGCGGGCGAACAUGCCGCUCCCGUUAUCAGCAGUGCUUCGAAGAAUGCUAUGAUACUUGCCCGGGCAGCCUACCACAGCGGCAAACAAGGUCUACACGCCCUGCCGCAGGUCCCAGAUGGAUACAUGAACGAAGAGUAUGACUGGAAGUUCAUCACAAAGUUCGGGGAAGACAUGGCGAACCAUCUUGGUACUACAGCCGGCGACGUCUGGGAGAAGCUAAGCAGCGGCGACAUCCUCCAUGACAUUGGUCAGGCGGCUAUCCCGAACAUUGAGUUCACCAAAGAAGAUCUCACGGGGUUCAGCGAGAGGCUCAAAGCUUGGAUUCUCGCCAAUCCCAAAUUGUUCACCACGUUGCUGGCAUGUAUCGCUUCGGGCCCCAUCGCUCUUGCUGUCACACCGGCCAUGCUAGGCCUUGUGGGCUUCACACCCAUCGGCAUCGCUGCUGGCUCCAUGGCUUCUGCAUUCCAAGCAGGCGUCGCUCCCAUCGCUGCGGGUAGCGCUUUCGCUAUCCUUACGAGUGCCGCAAUGGGACGGUAUGGGCUUGCAAUCGUCCAGGCGAUUGCUGUAGGCUCAAGCGUGACAGGAACUUGCGGUAUCGCAGCCAGCGCAUUCAUGGAAGCUGUCAAGGAAGACCAACAGUCUAGGAAAUCGAAGACGGAGUAA